GUCUAGUUGGUGAAGAACACCGCCAAAGUCCACAAAACAACAAGCGGUGGAGGUAUUUAUUUGUCAGCAUGAAGGAGGCUCUAUAAUAUAAAAUGGGAUGUGUCUACUGUCCUCGGUUGAAAAUAGCCUUCUAUUCUUCUGUAUCAGCCAAUUCACAUCAACAACCCGUGAACAUCACAGUGCAACUGUUUUCUGUGUUGGAAUACAGUGAGGUACAAUAUACAAAAUAAGGAAUUACACCAGCAUGAUUCAAACCUGUCACAUGUAUUGAUUUGUACGAUAUUAUCUUCAGCUGUUUUUUCUUGCAUGAGGAGCUUUCAUAUGGACAUUUCAUCGAUCAGAGGGUUACCUGAACUGGGGGUAAUAGAGGAUCCUAACUUUCUCCAUCAGUGGCAGUUAAACUCUAUUGAUACAUGUGCUGCUUUUGAAGAUAUUUUGCAAAAGCACUCGUUAUCUGAUAACUCAAACUUCAACCCCAAAACAUCCAUGGAAACAUCACCAACUGGAAAUGAAAGACCUGCAAAACAGCUCAGAAACAACAACUGGAAUCACAACAAAAGUCAACAGAUCUCGGACACACAAUUUGCUUCAUGCUCAAAUCUUCUUUCGUUUGUUAACUCGAAUUACACAAGUGAAUUGGGAGUAGUGAAGCCUAAGGUGGAGAUGGUGUGUCCUAAAAUCAAUAACAGCACUCUUGCUGACAUGUUGAUCUCUCAAGGAACCUUGGGGAAUCAAAACUAUGUCUUCAAGGCUUCCCAAGAGGCCAAAAAUAUUGAGACACGUCCUAAACUUUCUCAACCUCAAGAUCACAUAAUUGCUGAGAGGAAGCGGAGAGAGAAACUCAGCCAACGGUUCAUUGCUCUAUCUGCUCUUGUUCCUGGCCUAAAGAAGAUGGACAAAGCUUCUGUUCUUGGAGAAGCUAUCAAGUACUUGAAGCAAAUGCAAGAGAAAGUGAGUGCUCUUGAGGAGGAACAGAACAGGAAGAGAACUGUGGAAUCUGUGGUAAUUGUGAAGAAAUCUCUGCUAUCUAGUGAAGCUGAAGAUUCUUCUUCUUCAGACACUGGAGGUACAGUUGAUGAGGCACUACCUGAAAUUGAAGCACGAUUUUGUGAAAGAAAUGUCCUCAUAAGAAUACACUGUGAGAAGAACAAAGGCGUCAUAGAUAAAACAAUCAGCGAAAUUGAGAAACAGCAUCUGAAAGUCAUCAAUAGCAGUGCCAUGACAUUUGGAAGUUUCAUCCUUGAUAUAACCAUUAUUGCUCAGAUGGAUACGGAAUUUUGCAUGACAGUGAAGGAUCUUGUGAGAAGUUUACGCUCAGCUUUUUCAUAUUUCGUGUGAAGAAGUCUAAUGUUUACUUCACUAUGAAAGGUUCAUGAAGAAUAGGAGUGCAAUCAAUAUAUAUAUAUAUAUAUAGCAGUUCAUAUUAUCAAGUUUAAGUUCUUCAAUAAUAUUUCUGUUUCCAAGGCCAGCCAUGUCUUCCAUCUUAAUUAAACCAUUUACACCAACCUUGUUUGCUCCAUGGUUCAUUUUGCAGGAGGGUUUUUCUAGUGAUAUUUUCUUUUUUGCAUGGUCAACUUGUUGACAGUGUUAUAUUGUCACCCUCCUGUUUCAAGAGUUUGUUAGGCAUUUUUUGGCAGGAAGUUGAAAACUUCAACUGCACCUGUUUUCCAUCUAUUUCAUACCUAAAUCCUGACAAACUGGCCUUUGUUGAGGGACUUGUUAAUUUUUUGUUCAAGUGUUCUUGAGUUACUUGUUAUUUGAAGCAUUAUAUGCUUUUAAUGUAAAAGUUUGGUAGUGAUGGAAUAACUAUAUCUUUUUACAUCGUAUAUGUACAUGUCUUAUAACGCAUAUUGCAUGGCCUCAACUUUCAGUUAAU
Messenger RNA from Cajanus cajan (pigeon pea), 1876 nucleotides. Its product is annotated as transcription factor bHLH25. The record is from RefSeq and is a predicted model, not a curated record. Gene Ontology annotation, molecular function: protein dimerization activity. NCBI's taxonomy places the organism in Eukaryota, Viridiplantae, Streptophyta, Magnoliopsida, Fabales, Fabaceae.